AUGUUCCGCUUCAGCAAAACCCUCGACCCAAUUACCCUCUUUCACUCACCCUCCCUCGCCCCUUCCACCCGCGUCCUCAACAUCCUCAAACAAGCCUCCAUCACCGCGUCCGAAACCGCCACCGAAGACCAAGCCUCCGACCACUCCGCCCACGCGGCCCAGCAGCGCGGCGACUUUGAGCUCGAAGUCACCACCGCCCCGCCGACCACGGACCAGUUGCGCAGUAUCCUGGACUACAUCAGUCCCGUGGGUGCCGCGGGGCCGGGCUCGGAGGGAAAGGGAAAGGCGAGUUACGGGGUGGGUGAGUUGAUCAAGGGGGCGAGGGACGCCGAGGAUGCGAUCAAGAAGUUUAAGGAGGAUCAGGGGGCUUUUGUUAGGCCUGUGACGGUCGACUGGGUGAACGGACGGGCAGUCAUUGGAGACAACGAGUCGGAGAUCCUGCGCAUGGUCCGACAACUUCCCGAGAACUAG
This is a messenger RNA of Penicillium diatomitis, 471 nucleotides long. RefSeq lists its product as uncharacterized. The transcript has 3 exons. The record is from RefSeq and is a predicted model, not a curated record. Gene Ontology annotation, molecular function: oxidoreductase activity. NCBI's taxonomy places the organism in Eukaryota, Fungi, Ascomycota, Eurotiomycetes, Eurotiales, Aspergillaceae. Bases 1 to 471 code for a protein of 156 amino acids. Gene Ontology annotation, cellular component: mitochondrion.